CGUAAUUUACGCGCAAACCCUGAGCUUAGUGCAGAUAUUACUGCUUCACAGAGACAUAUACUUCGCAAAGUUGAGCUCGUAAGAGUUAUGUUUGAGUUUUCAAUUGGAGCGCUUCCCCUUUAAGAAAGUGACAGCAACAAGCGGCGCAGGAGCUGGUCAGGAACUGGUCAGGAACGGGACGCGGCUGUGCAGGAAUUCCUACAAAAAAAAAAAAAAAAAACUUCGCCAAACUCCAAGUGGUUUACUUUCCCCUCCUCUUUUGUUUCGUUUUAUUCCCAGUUUGUCGCUGAACCCAACCCAGACGCGUCCACGCUGCGUCUGUCGGUGAAGCAGAUGCGAAUCGACUGGAAAACAAAGCCAGAAGUUUUUGGAAACGAUGCCCGAGCGGCUGCACCCCUCUCUCCAAACUUCAGCUAAUGUGGCUAACGUUAGCUUAGCCCGCAGCGGCUUUCAACGCUCGUUGCGCGACUUUCUUCUAUGAGCAAAACCMAAAAACUGUUGCGUCGUGGCGGGGAGAAACGGCGUGUUUGUUCCACUGAGUUGUCUGGAAGUGAAAGUUUUGACAGCAGCUUGCCUCAGGGUUGAGAGUAUCGAGCUAAUCGGUUAGCCUCUUCAUUCUGAUCACAAAAGAGGGAAAAAAAAAACACAUAAGACACACCUCUCUUUGUGUGACAACUACAUCAUGAGAAGUCAGCWCUUCCAGGUGACUUUGCGUGUUGUGCGUGACCAGCAUCACCUCCGCAGCUUCAGGAGGUGAGGAGAGGAGAGGCGACAGCCGCGGGGGGAUAAAAACCUGCAGGAUGUUCUGACUGUAGCCAUGACCUGUGGAGCUCUGAGCAUUCUGAAGAAGCUGGGCUGAGUUGUGCAAACUUUAGCACCAAAUCUGCACCCAUUUUUUUAAAUUUAAAUAUAUAUAUUUUUAGCACAAAUCCCAUCUUUUCUGCACUGUUUACAAUAGUUCAGCUCUAUCCGGAGGGCCUGGAUUGUGCCAUAAUGAAGGUGACAGUAACUUUUGGACAAACAGGUGUGGUGGUGCCUUGCAAAGAGGGGUGGACUGUGAGAGACCUGAUACAGCAAGCCACCCAGAGAUACAGAAAACUUCUGGAACAGGAAGGAGAUUUUUUGGUUCGGACUCAUCAUGUGGAGUACUGUGAUGGGGGCAUUCUGGACCCUGAUGAUAUCCUCAGUGAUCUGGUUGACGACAAAGACAAGCUGAUGGCGGUGUAUGAGGAACAGGAAGCCCAGCAGAGGAGUGUUGUUGACACCAGCCUAAACCCCUGCCCUGACCUCCACCAAGYUGAGCUCUCCGUUUUUCAGCCAAUCACAGGAGGGGUGAUUGAAGUCACUUCCUCAGCCCUCAAGUCUAAUACACCCCUUCUGGUGAGGAGCAGCAGUGACUCGGCCCUCAGCCCUCCAGCAACUGAGACUGAAGCCUCUGGCAAUGAAGACAGGAUUGCCAUGGCAGCCAGUCCUGCUGGGAGUAAGCCUACAGGGGUGGACCGACCUCAAAGCAAACCCACCUUCAAUGAGAGCCUGACCAGAGUGGUGGAGAUCCUGGGUUCAGACAGUCCACUGGGAAUCCAUGUGGUCCCAUACUGCUCUUCACUGAGUGGACGGUCUCUUGGUUUGUACAUCCGUGAUGUUGAGGARGAGAGCCGUUCAAGAAAGGAAGGCUUGUUUCAAGAGGACGAGUGCAUCAUCAAAAUCAACAACACUGACCUCAUGGACAAGACGUUCAGUCAAGCUCAGGACAUCUUUCGUCAGGCAAUGCGUUCCUCACAUGUUUGUUUAGAAGUGCUCCCUUCCUCCAACAGGGAAAUUUAUGAGAGGACCCUGAUUGGUCAACUGCACGGCAGCGGUACCGGUCCAAACAGCAGUCCUCAUACCUCCAAAACCAGAGGUCCACCUCCUCCCAUCAAAGCCAAACCAGUAUUUAAACCCCCUGAGAAUCCAACUCCACGACUGACGGAGGAAGCUCCUAAUCCUGAAGUUCUCUCUAGUCCUAAGGUGAAAAGCGAGAGCCCCCUCCUCGGAAAGAGUCCAGUACUGUCCAGUUUGGUGUCCAACAAGAAAGCAGGACGAAAGCUGCGGAUUGAUUUGAAGAAAGGUCAAGAAGGUCUUGGGUUUACUGUCGUAACGAGGGAUUCUUCGGUACACGGUCCAGGCCCGAUUUUAGUCAAAAACAUUCUGCCACGUGGAGCUGCUGUGAAAGAUGGCCGACUUCAGUCCGGUGACCGCAUAUUGGAGGUGAAUGGUGUAGAUAUCACWGGAGUGGGCCAAGAGGAGUUGGUGUGCAUGCUCCGCAGCACUCGUCAGGGCGAGACCGUCUCUCUGGUGGUCUUGCGGCAGGAAGACAUGUUCCUGCCCAGAGAAAUGAAGGAUGAGGUGUCUCGUGCGCCUGGCGUGGUUUCAGAGAAUGGAAAGGAACAACUCAUGUUUGAGAUACCCCUUAAUGACAGCGGCUCAGCGGGACUCGGUGUCAGCCUCAAAGGGAACAAGUCCAGAGAGACGGGGGAGGAUCUGGGAAUCUUCAUCAAAUCCAUCAUACAUGGAGGGGCUGCUUACAAGGAUGGGCGUCUCCACAUUAAUGACCAGCUCGUAGCCGUAAACGGGGAGUCACUUCUGGGGCGCUCCAAUCAUGCAGCCAUGGAGACGCUCCGUCGAUCUAUGUCACAGGAAGGAAACGUCAGAGGGAUGAUCCAGCUGGUGGUGCUGAGGGCCCUGCAGGAUCAAACGGAGGUCUCACCUAAUUGCUCGUUUGACGGUUCGUCUGGGCCGUUGGGACUGAUGAGCCCAGGAAAAGGUCCGACAGUAUUUGCCGGUCAGGUCUCUGACUCGGAUCACCCUUCGAUGGUGGUGAACGCUAUCUAUGGUUCCACUGUGACCAAUGGGAGUUACUUUCACAUGGAAGAGGAAGUGGAGGAAAAAUGUGAACAAGACACUAAGAUCAGCUCGAACCAGCACUCCUACUCACAGGAAAGAGAAAAGUCUCACGUGUCUCACGGGGCCCAGCCUCAGUCUCCCGCCCAGAAUCUGAACCAACAGCAGUUCCAGCACAUUAAAGCCUCCAAAAGCAUGGACCUUGGUAYGAGUCAGAGCCAGCACCUCAUUGGUGGGGAGAUUAAUUUUGUUUAUCUGCUCUGCAUGAUGGCUGCAUGCAUCUUAUCCUCAUUUUGAAAUAAUCCGAUCGAUGCAUGGCUGCUGCAGCAGACUCACAACCACAUGCAGACUGACAUCAGAUGUUGGAUCUGUUGGGCAGUUUGUGUGAUUCUAA
Messenger RNA from Austrofundulus limnaeus, 3274 nucleotides. RefSeq names its product partitioning defective 3 homolog B. The record is from RefSeq and is a predicted model, not a curated record. The coding region runs from base 994 to 3177 and encodes 727 amino acids. Gene Ontology annotation, molecular function: protein binding; phosphatidylinositol binding. NCBI's taxonomy places the organism in Eukaryota, Metazoa, Chordata, Actinopteri, Cyprinodontiformes, Rivulidae. Gene Ontology annotation, biological process: microtubule cytoskeleton organization; establishment of centrosome localization; cell adhesion. The transcript is spliced from 16 exons. Gene Ontology annotation, cellular component: apical plasma membrane; cell cortex; apical junction complex.